Drosophila kikkawai is the source of this 969-nucleotide messenger RNA. It is a transcript of the gene PGRP-LB, whose product is annotated as Peptidoglycan recognition protein LB. Gene Ontology annotation, biological process: peptidoglycan catabolic process. The record is from RefSeq and is a predicted model, not a curated record. Gene Ontology annotation, molecular function: N-acetylmuramoyl-L-alanine amidase activity; zinc ion binding. Lineage: Eukaryota; Metazoa; Arthropoda; Insecta; Diptera; Drosophilidae.
AGUUCAGUUGGCGUCAAAGACAUUGGCACGCAACAUGGGCGACAAGGCGUCUGGAUCCGUCACACAACACCAACCACCGCCGCCACCACUCACGGACUCCUACGAGCAGUUCUGGCAGCAACAACAGCUGGCCACGAGUUGUGGCUAUAGCCAACACAUGCAGCAGGCAAAUCUGGGCGAUGGCGUGGCCACUGCCCGCCUUAUUUCCCGCUCCGACUGGGGCGCCCGCCUGCCCAAAUCAGUGGAGCACUUCCAGGGACCUGCUCCUUAUGUGAUUAUCCAUCACUCCUACAUGCCGCCCGUGUGCUAUACCACCGUGGAUUGCAUGAAGAGCAUGCGGGAUAUGCAGGAUUUCCAUCAACUGGAGCGUGGCUGGAACGAUAUUGGCUAUAGCUUUGGCAUCGGCGGCGAUGGCAUGAUCUACACGGGUCGCGGCUUUAACGUGAUUGGAGCACAUGCUCCCAAGUACAAUGACAGGAGCGUGGGCAUUGUGCUCAUUGGAGAUUGGAGAACGGAACUUCCCCCAAACAUGUUGGAUGCUGCCAAAAACCUGAUCGCCUUUGGCGUGUUUAAGGGCUACAUCGAUCCCGCUUAUAAGCUGCUGGGCCAUAAGCAGGUGCGUGACACCGAGUGUCCCGGCGGCAGGCUGUUUGCCGAGAUCUCCACCUGGCCACACUUCACCUACCUGAACACCACCGAGGGCACCAGCACGCCCACACCAGUUGAACCCCACGCACACGCUCAGCCGGCGCCGCCCCCAGCCGCACCGCAGGCGCCACCCCAAGUGCCAGCCCAAUCCCCGCCAGCUGCUGUGCACAAGGUCUAGCCCUGGGGCCGGGACAAACGCAGUUUAAGAGAAGCCACAACGAGCUCGGCUCCCCGCACAACGCCAAGGAGUUCAUUCAGUAUUCAUUAGAUGUCUCUUCGAACAUUUCACAAAUAAAGCAAUUUCUAGAUGAUAACACUUAA